AAGCCACGAGGAGGGAGUGGGCCGACUCUUGGGGGGCUACAGUUCUGCAGAAAGAGAGGAGCAGCAUGCACAGUCAGAGCAUGUGGAGAGCGGCUCUUCUGCUGGCGACCUUGUGCGUCACCCUAACGCUGGCCCAGUUCCCCCGGGAGUGCGUCACCCCCGUGGGCCUGCAGAGCGGCCAGUGCUGCCCAUCCCCCGCUGGGGUGGUGGUGGGGGACGAGUGUGGCUCCGACACGGGCCGGGGGCAGUGUGUGGCCAUCGCGGCAGACAACCGGCGCCACGGGCCCCAGUACCCUUACGCCGGGCGCGACGACCGAGAGAGGUGGCCGCUGAGAUUUUUCAACCGCACCUGCCAGUGCAACAGGAAUUUCAGUGGCUAUAACUGCGGGCAGUGUCGACACGGGCUGACUGGACCAGACUGUGAUCAGAGGAUCUCUGUGGUCAGGAGGAAUAUCAUGCAGAUGAGCACAGCAGAGAAGAAGGCGUUUGUGAACGCUUUGGACCGAGCUAAGUGGACGGUCCACCCCGAUCUGGUUGUCUGCACACGCCGGUACCAGGAGGUGUUUGGGCCCGAUGGCAACACCCCGCAGUUUGAGAACAUCACCAUUUACAACUACUUUGUCUGGAGCCACUAUUACUCUGUCAGUAAAACAUACUUGGGGGCGGGCCAGAGCAGCUUCGGAGGCGUCGACUUCUCCCACGAGGGCCCAGGUUUUGUCACCUGGCACCGAUUUCAUCUGCUGCAACUGGAGCGAGACAUGCAGGACAUGCUAGGCAACCCAACCUUCGCCCUGCCUUACUGGAACUUUGCCAUCGGAGGCAGCGAGUGCGACAUCUGCACCGACGAGCUGCUCGGAGCCAGGAGCUCCUUCGACAUCAGCUCCAUCAGCUCCAACUCCGUGUUCUCCCACUGGAGGAUCAUCUGUGAGAGCGUGGAAGACUACGACUCUUUGGGCACCGUGUGCAACAGCACAGAGACCAGCCCCAUCAGGAGGAACCCAGCGGGCAACGUGGAACGCCCCAUGGUGCAGCGGUUGCCGGAGCCCCAGGAUGUGUUGGACUGUCUGGAGCUCAACGCCUUCGACACGCCACCGUACUACUCCACCUCCUCCGGGAGCUUCAGGAACACCAUUGAAGGCUACAGCUCCCCCCAGGGGACGUACGACCCAGUGGUCCGCAGCCUCCACAACCUAGCCCACCUCUUCCUUAACGGGACCGGCGGACAGACUCACCUCUCGCCCAACGAUCCCAUCUUUGUCCUGCUGCACACGUUCACCGAUGCGAUCUUCGACGAGUGGCUCGGCAGACAUCAACCAGGCGAAGUGGUGUACCCCGAGGAGAACGCUCCAAUCGGGCACAACCGAAGAUUCAACAUGGUUCCCUUCUGGCCACCCGUCACCAACGCCGAGAUGUUCGUCUCUGCCCCAGAAAACCUGGGAUACUCCUAUGAGGUCCAAUGGCCAGCACGUGCCUACACCCUGUCUGAGAUCAUCACCAUAGCCAUCGUAGCGGCUGUGCUGGUCGUGAUGGUGGUGGGCGGCGUCAUCGCCUGUGCCGUGCGCGUCCGCUCCGACCGCUCGGCCGAGGCCCUGGAGCCGCUGCUGGGAGAGACGUUCCGGCGCUACUCGGAAGACGACCGGAGGCUGGGCAAAUCUCAGUCCGUUGUCUAAAUCCACGCCUCUUCCCGAGAGGCCUUAACAUUUGCACGCAUUCGAUUUUUCUUUACUUACUUCUUCUAAUAAAGUCGAGCUGGUUUUGAACCCAU
Pseudoliparis swirei is the source of this 1765-nucleotide messenger RNA. It is a transcript of the gene tyrp1b, whose product is annotated as tyrosinase-related protein 1b. Lineage: Eukaryota; Metazoa; Chordata; Actinopteri; Perciformes; Liparidae. The transcript is spliced from 9 exons. Gene Ontology annotation, cellular component: melanosome. The coding region runs from base 66 to 1670 and encodes 534 amino acids. The record is from RefSeq and is a predicted model, not a curated record. Gene Ontology annotation, molecular function: oxidoreductase activity. Gene Ontology annotation, biological process: melanosome organization; melanocyte differentiation.